This is a messenger RNA of Cyphomyrmex costatus, 1117 nucleotides long. RefSeq lists its product as uncharacterized. The record is from RefSeq and is a predicted model, not a curated record. NCBI's taxonomy places the organism in Eukaryota, Metazoa, Arthropoda, Insecta, Hymenoptera, Formicidae. The transcript has 4 exons. The coding region runs from base 392 to 712 and encodes 106 amino acids.
GGCGAGGGGGAUGAGAGAGAGAGAGAGAGAGAGAGAGAGAGAAAGAGAAAAAGAAAGAGAGAACGAGCCCGCGGUAUAAAUGUAGCUAGCGCGAGUACCACCAAUCAUUCGCCCUCGAAACUCUCAGAGUUCAUUCUGGUCUCUUCUUGUUGGUUGACGAUACCAAAACGUACCCUGCUACCAAUCAUCAUUCCAGGAGAAUCAUCCCCACUACACGGUCGAUUGAUCGCCCGGCAGUAGUCGUCAUUUGCGACGAGAUUCGCGACCUGUAAAGAAGAGGAAGAGAAGAUUAAACGGGCCCCCGGAAACAGAUUACGGGACCAGUGCUACCGUGAUUACAUAGCUAGAGAGAACGAAAGUAGAAGGUUCCUUCAUCAACAAGAUAACAGCUAUGUUUGUGGGACGGUCUUUGAUUAUUUUCGCCAUUCUCUUGUGCUAUUAUCAAUCUUGGGUCGAAGCAGUGGACUGCGAACAAGAACCCUAUAACCCGGCAUGUCGGGGUUCACAGGCGAGGAAGCGCCUAACACCGUUGCCGGUCAUGCGGUCUUUAAAUUGCGAAGAUGGAGAUUGCAAACUUCCCAGGAUGAAAUUCUUAAUCGCAAUUCUCGACGACACUCCUUACAAUGAGAUUCAUCCCUCCAACUCUGUUCACGGACGCAAGGGCAGGAUGCGAACAGACGAGAUGAAGGAUGUGUAUUUGGAUGACUAUUGAUUCGAUUACUACACUAUGUCGAUGCGAUUCGGCAGAUAUGACUGAACGAUCGACAACUUAUCAGACAUAUACUUGUCCACGUUUGAUUAUCUUUUAUUAUAUUAUCUGACUUGAAUCUCCAUCCGUAUUUUCCCUGAUAUAACAUUUUUCUUUUCCUUUACAUAAUUUUCUCACAAUUUUGGCAGUAGUAAUAAAUGUGCGUGCACUCAUAUUGUUAGCACUCUAAUUUUUCGAUAAUAAAUAUUUAAAUCGCACAACGGAAAAGUAUUAAUUUACCGUCUCGAUCUUGUAGAGAAGUAAUUGUUCGCACGCGAAGUAAUUACGAUCUCUUUCGCGUUAAUCCUUCAAACAACUCGUUAUAUUCUUAAAUGUGACGUAGAAAAAUAAACACUUUAAUAAACAGUA